Messenger RNA from Sclerotinia borealis F-4128, 1407 nucleotides. NCBI's taxonomy places the organism in Eukaryota, Fungi, Ascomycota, Leotiomycetes, Helotiales, Sclerotiniaceae. The record is from the annotation of a GenBank genome assembly.
AUGCAUCAAAAACUCCUCCUCACAACGCUCCUCCUCCUCCCAACUCUCUACGCAGCGCCCGCCCCUGCUCCUGUCCCAGCACCUGCACCCAAUCCAGACACCGAACACUAUUCCUACUCCCCACCCUCCCCCAGUCUCUCCAUUCCAUCUCUCCCCCUCCCACCUCUCCCCACCACCCCUUCCCUCUCAUCCUCUUCGGGUUCCGGUUCAAGCGGGGGUCUGGGUGGUCUUGGUGGUCUUUUGGGCGGUUUACUCGGAGGUUUGGGAGGUUUGGGUGGAGGUGCUGGUGCUGGUGCUGGUGCUGGUGCUGGUGCUGGUGCUGGUAAUGGUGUGGUUCCGUUGCCUGCUGUUUCGAUCAUUCCUGCUGGUUCAAUCAUUCCUGGUGUGUCGGUGCCGUCGUUGCCUACUAGUAGGUAUAUUCCUACGCCUGUUCCUGUUGUUUCGGCGACGAUUCCUGUUGGUGGUGGUGGGGGUGGGGUUUCUAUUUCGGCUACGCUUCCUGUUGGUGGUGGUGGUGGUGGCUUGUCAAUUGCUGCUGGUGCAUCGGCUUCUGCUACGCUUCCUAUUGUAUCUGCCUCGCUUCCAACUGUUGGUGGUGGCUCAGGAUCGGGAUCAGGAUCGGGAUAUAAUGGUGGUGGUGGCAGUGGCGGUGGAAGCAGUGGCAGUGGAAGUGGACCAAGCAUAUCUGUUUCCGUCCCACUUCCAGGCAUAUCUGCCUCCGUCACGAUACCAAGCGUAAGUAUUUCCGUCGGUGGUGUUGGAACUUCCGAUCCCGUUUCUACUUCGCUACCUGGUGCUACAAUCUCAGUGACUCAACCCGGUGGACCAAUCAUUCCAACUUCUGUCACUGGUGGAUCUGAUGGUUCUGGUGAUGGUAGUUGUGCGGCUAAGGAUUUAUCGACAUAUACACUUGUGAUUGCAACCGCGAUUCCCGAGACCAGUACUAGUAUUUCGCUUUACACAGUUCCAGUUGUUCAAACCAUUUCUACAAAUAUUGUGCAGGUUAUUUAUCAGACGAUUACUGUUCCUACUACUGUGUUUAAGACGAGUCAGAGUACGGUCACUACUACGAUUGUUGCAAUUUCUACUUCUACUAGUCUUCAAACUUCUCUUACUGCCAUCUGCCAAGGCGGUGGUAUAGCUCCUACACAAUCUGUUUCUAUUCCAGGUGGAUCCAGUGCCAAUGGAGCUGCAAGCUCAAGUGCACCAGGUGCUACUAUUAGCGUUGGACUUCCAGGUGGUGGAUCUAGCGGUAGUGGUAUCACGACCCCAGGUGUACCAGGGGCUACCAUCAGCGUUGGACUCCCAAGUGGAGGAAGUGGAGGUGGAGGCGGUGGAAGCCCAAGUGGAAGUGGAGGAAGCGGAGGUGGAUAUUACUCAAGCGCUGGAUAUUACUCCAGAAUCUAA